UAGCAGUUUUGAGGUUUCCGAGCGGUCAGAGGGUUUGAGAGCGGACAGAGAGAGAGCUGAAGAGGACCAACAGCCGCACAAAUACUCACUUUAAUAACUUAUUAGUGGCGGAAACUUUAAACGGAUUAUUAUUGUAAGAGGAGAGGAAGUUUUACCGGGAUUCGACUGAUUUAUAGGCGCAGAAGGACGUUUCUCUGCAGCCAUGACUUCACACAACCUGAGCGGGUUAAAACGGGAGGAGAAGGGCAGAAACAUCCAGGUGGUGGUCAGAUGCAGGCCGUUCAACACGACGGAGAGGAAGUCUUCGUGCAGCGUGAUCGACUGCGACCCGAGCAGGAAGGAGGUCCUGGUGAAGACGGGAGGGAUGAACGACAAGGCGGCUCGCAAGACCUACACCUUCGACAUGGUGUUUGGUGCGGCGGCCAAGCAGAUCGAGGUCUACCGCAGCGUGGUGUGUCCCAUCCUGGACGAAGUCAUCAUGGGAUAUAACUGCACCGUGUUCGCCUACGGUCAGACUGGAACAGGGAAGACCUUCACCAUGGAGGGAGAGAGGAGUCCAGACGAGGAGUUCACCUGGGAGGAGGACCCGCUGGCCGGCAUCAUCCCCAGAACGCUGCACCAGAUCUUUGAGAAGCUCUCUGAGAGCGGCACCGAGUUCUCCGUCAAAGUUUCUCUGCUGGAGAUCUACAACGAGGAGCUGUUCGACCUGCUGAGCCCCAGCGAGGACGUCACCGAGCGCCUGCAGCUGUUUGACGACCCGCGCAACAAGCGCGGUGUGGUGGUCAAAGGUCUGGAGGAGGUCACAGUUCACAACAAGGACGAAGUCUACCAGAUCCUGGAGAGAGGAUCAGCCAAGAGGAGGACCGCCUCCACCCUCAUGAACGCUUACUCCAGUCGCUCCCACUCGGUGUUCUCCGUCACCAUCCACAUGAAGGAGAUCACUCUGGAGGGGGAGGAGCUGGUCAAGAUCGGAAAACUCAAUCUGGUGGAUCUGGCGGGCAGUGAGAACAUCGGGCGUUCUGGUGCUGUAGAUAAGAGAGCUCGUGAGGCGGGAAACAUCAACCAAUCACUGCUGACGCUGGGACGAGUCAUCACGGCGCUGGUGGAGAAACGACCUCACGUCCCCUACAGAGAGUCGAAGCUGACCCGGAUCCUGCAGGACUCUCUGGGGGGACGAACCAAGACCUCCAUCAUCGCCACCGUGUCUCCGUCCUCCAGCAACCUGGAGGAAACUCUGAGCACGCUGGAGUACGCCAGCAGAGCCAAGAACAUCAUGAACAAGCCAGAAGUCAACCAGAAGCUCACCAAGAGGACUCUGAUCAAGGAGUACACGGAGGAGAUCGAGCGUCUGAAGAGAGAUCUGGCCGCCACCAGAGACAAGAACGGAGUUUACCUGUCCUCCGAGAACUACGAGAGCAUGAUGUCUCAGAUCACGUCUCAUGAAGAACACUCUGUGGAAUAUACAGACAAGAUCGCCGCCAUGGAGGAGGAGAUCAAGAAGGUGACGGAGCUGUUCGUGGACAGUAAAACCCGUCUGGAGCAGUGCACCGUGGAGCUGGACCACAAGCAGCACAGGCUGGAGGAGACCAGCAGAGACCUGCAGCAGACCAGAGAGAGACUCAGUGAGGAGGAGACGGUCUGUUCACACCUCAGCUCAGCUCAGGAGACGCUCUACAACACCGCAGGACAGCUGCUGGUGACGGUGGAGUCGAGCACCAGAGACGUCUCGGGGCUUCACGACAAGCUGGACCGCAAGAACAAGGUGGAGCAGCACAACAGCUGUGUGCAGCAGAGUUUCAGCGGUCGGAUGGACGGAGCGUUCAGCGACCUGCAGCUCCGCCUGCAGCAGCACGGAGAGCAGCAGCGAAGCCUCCUGACCGGCUGCAGGGACGCCCUCGACGGCGUGCUGCAGAUGAACGAGGCGGCGCUCAGCGGGUCUCUGACCACCGUGGCGUCUCUGGUGGGCGGAGUCGGGCGCCUGGUGGCGGACGGCGUUUCCCGCUGCAGAGAGCGGAUCGUCCAGCAGGAGGCGCUCUGCCUGCAGGACAAGGAGAACAUCCUGCAGCUGCUGGAGGAGCACCGUCAGGACAUGGAGGAGGUGCUGGUGGCUCGGACUCUGAUGGGUCUGACGGCGAUGAAGGAGCUCAGCGACACUCUGAGGUCGACGGUGGAGAAGCAGCGAGAGAUGGCCGUGCAGGUGGAGGCCAUAAAGGAGGUGGGCGUGUCCUUGAGCGGGCUGGUCCAGGAGCUCGCCGGGCUGAGGGAGGAGGCGCUGCAGAGUCUGAGCUCGCUGCAGGACGACCACCACAAGCUGCAGGAGCAGAUCAGACAGGCCGAGGAGGACCAGACGUGUCUGCUGGAGCAGAUCAACCUGCUCAGCCUGAAGACCAAGAAGAACUUCUCAGAGCUGAAGACCUCCUCCUCGGCUCUAAAGAAACCUCUGCAGCUCCUGCAGGAGAACACCAGCAGCGGCGUCGGCUCUGUGGAGCAGCGGGCCUCCUCCCAGGUCCUCCUCCUCUCCUCCUCCUCCUCCUCUCUGGCCUCCUCUCUCAGUCAGAACGCUGCUGAGGGCCACCAGGCUCUGGAGGAGCUGACGGGCUGCUGCUCUCACCUGCAGAGCUCAGUAUCAGGUCUGGUCCAGAAGGACCUCCAGUGGAGCUCCAGGUUGAGGGAGCAGGCGGAGUCGGCAGCCCAGGAUCAGCUCUCUCUGCUGGGGAAGGAGUCGUGUGCAGCUCAGUGCCUCCAGCAGAGCUGUGAGUCUCUGGGCAGCGAGCAGCUCCGCUCGGCCAGCGAGGACCUGUCGGCCCAUCAGCAGCAGGCGAACCGGACUCUGGUCCAGAUCCAGAACCAGACGGAGCAGGACCAGGGAGUCCUGGACCAGCAGAGGGUCCAGAUCCAGGAAGGUCUGGAGACCAGCUGGCAGCUCAUCAAUGACUUCCUGCAGGAGGAGCUGCAGCAGGACGUCCCCACAGGUACGACCCCUCAGCGUCGGGAGUUUGUGUAUCCGAGGACGCUGGAGAAGGCGAGGAGGCGCAGCGAGCUGCUGGAGAGCGUGAGGAGGAGACAGGAGGAGCUGCAGGCGGCGCUGCAGGAGGAGGAGGAGCAGCAGCAGGAGGAGGAGCAGGAGGAGGAGGACAAACGGAGCCAGCUGGAACACGAGCCUCUGGAGGAGGACGUGGCGUUGGCUAACAGCAGCGUGUCCACCGAGCCGUCCUUCAUCGACGAGAACCUCGUCUUCAACGAGACCAAACGGGUUCCCUUCUUCAAGCAGAAGAAAGGAGGGAAGAAGGAGUGGAAGCUGCCGACUCGGCCGAAGGCAGAAAACGACUCGACGACGCCGCAGAAGUCCAAACUGCCGCUCCGCUGCCAGAACUGAAACAUUUUAAUUAUUAUUAUCAAAACAUUUUAUUCUUUAUGUUUUAAUCUUUCUGUCUUGUGAACCGUCUUCUUGUGUUUUUAGUUUCAGUUCAAAUUGCUUUUAAAAAAUAAAGAUUUAUACUUGUUUUUUAUAUA
Molecule: messenger RNA, 3513 nt
Organism: Centropristis striata (black sea bass)
Lineage: Eukaryota; Metazoa; Chordata; Actinopteri; Perciformes; Serranidae
Gene: kif11
Product: kinesin family member 11
Exons: 27
Coding region: 203-3376 (1057 amino acids)
Biological process (GO): microtubule-based movement; mitotic spindle assembly
Cellular component (GO): nucleus; spindle microtubule
Molecular function (GO): plus-end-directed microtubule motor activity; microtubule binding; ATP binding
Source: RefSeq, a predicted model, not a curated record